CGGCGCACCGCGACGCUCGCCGUCACCGCCGCCGAAGAAGCGGCGUCGCUCACUUGUAGCAUCGCAUCGAGCGCAGCACGAUUCGCUGCCGUCACGUGCAUUCGCGGCCGUAAGACACCGCUCACUGAUACACUACUCUCUACUACUAGCGUAAUUCAGGUUUUACCGCACGUGUGAGAUUUUUUGUUUUUGUUUUUUUAUUGGUGGUGGCAGUUUUUUGAUAUGUGACUCUUAUGGAAAAGGUUGUUUUAUGAAAUUUGUUGACGACGACGUUGAAACCAAGAUGUGAAUAAACUUUCCCCCCUCCGCCAAAAUGGACUACGCAAUCAGUCACCACCUGUGGCGACCCCUAGCGGCGAUGAGCUUAGAAGAAAACCAAAAAAAUCUUGAACCAACACCAAUCAACUUUGCCGCCAAAAUCACCACCACCAUGUUGCCGACGUCGACUUCCGACGUUGCCACGUCCGACAGUAACGACAUCUGGUACCUGAAUUACAUGGAGAAUGGUAAUUUUAACGACAACAUCAAUGAGACCGAUUUGCUUUUUGGUGAGCGUAUUGUGAACGGUAUUGUUGCUGUGUCGAACUUUACCGCGUUUAAUGCGUCGUUAAAGGACAAUUUAGCGGGCGUUAACGGUACCCUAACGGAGCUGGACGAGACGAUCGAAAUGAUCACUAUGAUAAGUACCGCCAUCUUGCUGGGACUCAUCAUACUAGCAACAGUGAUAGGAAACGUGUUUGUGAUAGCAGCAAUCCUUCUGGAGCGUAACCUGCAAAACGUGGCCAACUACUUGAUUCUCUCACUUGCGGUGGCAGAUCUUCUAGUGGCAUGUUUGGUCAUGCCUUUGGGAGCCGUGUACGAAGUCAGUCAGGAGUGGCGACUGGGGCCAGAACUGUGCGAUAUGUGGACUUCAAGCGACGUCCUUUGUUGUACUGCUUCCAUCCUACAUCUAGUUGCUAUCGCUCUGGACAGAUACUGGGCAGUUACUAACAUAGACUACAUCCACCAGCGAACCUCCAAACGCAUUGGCCUCAUGAUCUUCAUCAUCUGGUUCGUAUCAUUCCUUGUCUGCAUAGCGCCGCUUCUGGGCUGGAAGGACCCGCAGUGGGACCAACGCAUACGCGAGAAAAAGUGCAUCGUGUCUCAGGACCUCUACUACCAGAUAUUUGCCACCGCGUCCUCCUUCUAUUUACCCCUGCUGGUGAUUUUGAUCCUGUACUGGAGGAUCUUCCAGACGGCGAGAAAGCGCAUUAGGCGAAGGCAGGCCAUGAACGCGGUCAAGCAGCUGCCGAAUCAGAAUCCGGCUGCCGGCGGUAUUGCAGGUGGGCUAGCGGCUGCUAGUGGCACAGGUAGCGGUAUAGCAGCAGCUGUAGUAACAGUGAUAGGCCGCCCUCUACCAACUAUUUCCGAAACAACAACAGCUUUUACGAAUGUAUCGUCAAACAAUUCGAGUCCUGAAAAGACUUCUUUUGCAAAUGGUCUUGAGGUGGAUAUGCCCACUACCACCGAUUGUAGUACAAGCUAUCAACCAGCACCUUAUCCUAUUAAGAGGAAGUCCAGGGAUGGCGUGGACUCCAAAAGGGAAAGGAAAGCUGCAAAGACUUUAGCUAUAAUCACAGGUGCUUUCGUGUUGUGUUGGCUUCCCUUCUUCAUAAUGGCCGUUAUUCUUCCAAUAAACGCGAACCUCUUUGAGAAAUACAUAGUGUCCAUAUUCCUGUGGCUGGGCUAUUUUAAUUCGACGCUUAAUCCAAUCAUCUACACGAUAUUUAGUCCGGAGUUCCGGCAUGCUUUCAAGAAGAUCCUGUGCGGACGGAAUUACGCCCGGAGGAACCGGCAUUUCGGGAUCAAACACUUUCAAUGAUGGCGGCAUGGUGAUCGCUUACCUUCGGAUCUGGAGCCCCCGGUAGCUGCACGACUUGCAGCCAGCGUGGCCGUGACGGCAGUGGCGUCGGGCCCCAGAAACGUCACGUUUAAAUGUGACUGAUCCGAAGAUAAGAGAUCACGUCACGUGGUUUCACCGAUGGAAUGCAGUAGCAGCAGCAAUAGCAGUGAUAACAGGAGGGUAGUGCUGGAAAUGCAAGAAAUUCAGUAAUCAAACACACGUCAAGAUUAUGGGUAUUUUAAAAAUAAUUUUAAAUUUAGAAAUAUUAUUUUUGUUACUAUAUCAUUUAUAGCAUAUCCCACUGUUUAUAUAGUGUGUUCACGGAUAUAUUAAGGAAUAAAAACAAUUUUUAUAUACAGAAUUGUUAGAAAAAAUGUCUGCUUAAUAUCUAGCUUAAGUUAUGAUUCUAAAAACAAUUUUUCCCAGGUUAAUCCGGGCUGUACAAAUUCAAGUGACCCUAGGGCCGCUGUAAAUUAAAUUGCGGUUGUGAGGACCGCAUCAUAAAAUACGUUUGAAACUUUAUUAGUAAUUUGUAAUAGGUUACAAAAAUGAUGUAUAAUUUUUUUUAUUUAAUUAAAAAAUAGGUAACAAUUAUACAAAAAAUUAAAUUAAAUUUAACCAGUUUAUCAAUAUUCACAUUAAUAUUUGUUGUUGACGGGGAAAUCGGUUUUUGAAUUCUUCUGCAAUUGUGUCAAUGUAUUUUAUUUAAGUUACAGAUUGGAAAAAAUUAAAAAUCAUGUUUUUCUUUGUAUUUUUCUAUAUUUUAUUUUUAUAUAUUUUUUACUAGGUCUAUGCAUACAGCCCUGAUUUAUAUUAUAAGAUAAAGAUUACUAAAACAAUAAAUAAAAAAGUUUUUUCUAUUACGAAGUUUAUUAGUGAACACAUAUAUAUUUAAUACAGGUUGUCCUACGAAAAACAAAAUUGUACUGUUAUGUGCCUUACGUUGUAUGCACAGGGUUUUAGUACAAAAACUAUAUUUUCACAAAAUUCUGGACCAUAAAAUUAUAUUAUUUUCAAAAUACUCAAUUCCUAAAGGACUGAAUAUCAUUGACCAUAUAGUUUUAUUUAUUAAAAUUAUAAUUGUUGUAUAUACAAGCACAUUCUUAUGAUUUUUAAAUGUUUGUAAAUAAAUAUAUCUAUAGAUUUUAUACCGAGAAUUAUAUUAAUAAAUGUAAUUUAAAGGCUUUGACCAAGUUAUGUUAAAAUAAAAUAAACGCAAAUCAAAUGUUCUAUAUUAUUCUAAAAAAUGUAAAUAUGUAAUUAAAAUAUAAAUGUGCAUUCUAUAUUAAAUAUAUAAUGUAUAUUAAAAUAAGGCAAAUAAUAUAUUAGUUAAUAAUGCAAUAAUGUUAAAUAAAUAUGUUAAAGUCUAUCCUAAUGUUAAUUAUAAUUAGUGAAAUAUUUGUGAUGUACAAUCAUAACAGGGAAAACGUGAGCCAAAAUGUAUAAUAUUAAGUUUUUUUUGCAGUUAUUUGCAUUGUUCUAAAAAUAUCAUAAAAUAA
Molecule: messenger RNA, 3381 nt
Organism: Brassicogethes aeneus
Lineage: Eukaryota; Metazoa; Arthropoda; Insecta; Coleoptera; Nitidulidae
Source: the annotation of a GenBank genome assembly